This is a messenger RNA of Zootoca vivipara (common lizard), 2458 nucleotides long. It is a transcript of the gene CNEP1R1, whose product is annotated as CTD nuclear envelope phosphatase 1 regulatory subunit 1. The record is from RefSeq and is a predicted model, not a curated record. Lineage: Eukaryota; Metazoa; Chordata; Lepidosauria; Squamata; Lacertidae. Gene Ontology annotation, cellular component: cytoplasm; Nem1-Spo7 phosphatase complex.
GGGGUUCCCCUGAGGCGGGGCGGGGGGCAUUAUAAAGGCACCAGCCUCUCUCCAGGGAAAGGACAUUUUGCCUGUCCGGUACCCCCCUUUUCUUCCUCUCAGUGUCCCCAAACGAGUUUUGGAGGCAGUGAGCCGCCGUGGAGAAGAAAGAAAGCGACUGGACCUACCAAAUGUGUCUUCCCAAUUAAAAUGCCCUCCCGCUGUAGGGCUGACAACUUUCCAGCUGGCCCAUGUUGUUGUGCCUUGAAACAGCAGACUGGUCCUCGAGAGACGAGUCGUACCGUGACAGUCUUGUUGCAGGACCGUGGCACACUGGAUCUCAAGGCUUUUGAAAGAAGGCUUACUGAAUAUAUAGCUUGUUUACAACCAGCUACUGGACGCUGGAGAAUAAUACUUAUAGUCGUAUCAGUCUGUACAGCAACUGGCGCCUGGAACUGGUUAAUAGAUCCUGAAACACAGAAGGUUUCUUUCUUCACAUCUCUAUGGAAUCAUCCAUUCUUCACAGUUAGCUGUAUUACUCUUAUAGGUUUGUUUUUUGCUGGAAUACAUAAGAGAGUGGUGGCACCCUCGAUCAUAGCAGCACGAUGUCGAACAGUCCUGGCAGAAUACAACAUGUCCUGUGAUGAUACUGGAAAACUAAUAUUGAAACCUCGGCUUCACGUCCAGUAACCCACUAUCUUCCUUCAACUCUACUCGCUGAUGUGGAAAUGUAAGAAAAGACCUUUCUUUGAGAGAGUGAGGCCAAAUAGGAUUGUGGGGUGUUGAGUUGACAGCAAAAGCGUGAAAACAUCUGGUUUAUUUAUUCAGAAUCUCCUUGUUUUUUUUGUCUGUUUUAUGCUUUCAAUUCCUUCUCUGGCAGCAGGGGCGGGUAAGCUGUAGCCUUCCAAAUGCUGGGGGACUCCGACUCCCAUCAGCCCCAGCAAACAGUCGUGGGUAAGAGAUAAUGGGAGCUGUAGUCCAAUAGCUUCUGAGGGACACAGGUUCCCCAACCCUGCCACACAGUAUUAGUACGUCUCUGGGGUUUCAUCUUCAGCAUGGUGGGAUCCUCUAUUUAGAAAAUGACUCAAUUGGUUUUAUGAUGUGCAAAUCACUGUAAAUAGGAAAUGGAACCAGUAUUUGAAGAGAUACUUAAACCUGCCAUUCAUACAGCAUUUUACCAUUACAUUUGUUCAUUAAUCAUGGCUAUCUCGCUCCCCACCCAAUGCUGCAUUUUAUACAUAAAAAUUCUUCUGGCAGAACUCUUUUUGGUGCUUAUUACUUUGAAUUUUGUCACAAAAGCUCCUGUUCUUCAGUUCCUUGCAUUAGCAGUAGCCGAUUUUCAGCAAAUUCUAUGUUUAGGCUUUUAAUAUUUUAAAACCUCUGUGUGUUUGGGGCAUACAGUAAUGAUGUAUUGUAUCUGAAAUUUACACUGUGGUAGUUUUGCCACGAAACCAGUAUUGCUUAACUUCAGAUUACUUGAUAAAAAGAAAGUGCCACAAAUGUAACAAAGCUCAAGGUAGAUUCAGACUUUCCUUUGGGCCCAGUCUGGCAUAAUGCUGCCUGAUUCCUUAAGCAUCGUUAGGCAACCUGCAGACCUAUAUGUACUUUUCCUUCUCACAUGAAACUUCUUUUCAGUUUCUGAGCUAGCAAAAGUUACUUCUUCCUUGGUGCCAGUGUUUUUGCUAACCACAUUUGGUGCCAAGCCAGUUUGCAAGCCUGCUUUGAAUAACUGCUGCAAACUGUGGUUUGACAUUAGCUAGGGUUGGCAGAAAUGUUAGCAUAAUGCAUUAAUUCACUAUGCAGUGGAGCAUAAGCUGCAUUAUUGAUAUUGCAAGAGAGGAUUAGAUGCCCGGAGGAGGAGGAGGAGGAAUAUGCGAAGCUGUGGCACGCUAUCUGAUUAUAUGAGCAGGCAGCAUGACAUUUAAUGCAAGACCAUCUAUUUUCCUCCAUUCGCCCAGCUGGAUCAUCAUAAUCAGGCAUGACAAAAGCAUAGUAGCCACUGAGUCAAAUUCUCUAUCCUUAAAUGCCCAUGGAACUUGGUGGGUAGGGGAUGGCAACUAAAAUAGCUUUGUGAAGAGGCAAAAUCAGCCAUCUGAAUCUACCUUUAUUACAGAAAAGUGUUAAAAGUGGCUGUUACACAUAGUAUGACUUUGAAAUACUGACACAAAGCAAUUUAAUUUUAAACAUUUAAAUUCUUCCUGUGCCUUUUUACAAAACCUGUUUCAAGCUAUUUUAAGAAGAGUAUAAAACUUUAAGAGCACAAAGCAACUGGCAGUGUAGGAAAUGCUGCACCACGAGGAAGAUUUUGUACAUACAGGAAACCAAAACUACACUUGUGUCAAUGUUUAAUUCUCCUUUGAAUGCUGCAAUUAAAUCCUGUGCUCUUGAAGUCUUCUCUGCAUCUCUUGCUCCACCUCUGUUUUUAAGUGCUGUAAAUUUUUGUAGGAAAUAUGUAUAAAAUAAAAAUUUUAUUUAUAAU